CGUGACAGCUGAAGUCCCGCCCACAACAUUGGAAACUAGUGUAGUAGCGGCCGGCCAGCACGGGAUGGAGUCGCUAUGGGGUCGGUGCAGGAUGUGUACAGCAUGGCGGUGUGUAUGGGUUCCGAAUUGCAGCCCCUUGCCUUCCCACCAGAGGAGAGAGCAGGUGCUUAAAAUACGGCUCAUCUAUUGGUCUGGCGUAACGCUGCAGCCCUAUGGAAUGCUGGGUAGUGUAGUUCGAGAGACUUUUUCGUACCUUGGCAACGCGGGACAUCUACACUAUAGUCGCUAUUUCGUUCCCCAUAGCAACUGUUUGUUUGUCAGUAAGGAGAGGAAAGAGAGAAGCAGGAGAGGCUAUUGGCGACAUCUGCACAUACAGGCAAUCUGAUUCAGCACAGGAAGAAACAAAAUGGCUAAGCUGGUCCAGCUCCCACCAAAGUUCCUUCCUAAAGAAUGGAAUAUUGCCAACAAGACCUGUUAUGCCAAAGCAGAGUCCCAAAGAUCCAGAUCAGAGAGACUGGUCGCAGAAAGCCAGAGAUUAGUUGAUGAGAUUGAAAAGACAACUCAGAGAUCUCAAAAGGAUGUCAACAAGAAGCUAGAUCAAAGGUUGGAGGAGAUGCAGUUCUGGAAGAAGGAGUUAGACAGCAAGCUUGAAGACACCGUUAAUGAUAUAGCACAGCUGUUGGCAUAUAAGAUUCGCCUCGAAAAAGCUCUUGAAAGCUGCAGGGAACCAUUGUCUAUUGCACAACAAUGUCUAAUAGAACGAGAGAAAAGAAUUGGCAUUGACUUGGUUCAUGACGAGGCAGAACGGGAACUCAUCAAAGAAGUAGAAGUGAUUCAAGGAGUAAUGACUUUACUAGAGCGCACAAUAGAACAAAUUACAGAGCAAAUCAGUUCUGUAACACCCAUCGAAUGGGAGGAUUAUACCGAUACUAACAUUUUAAAAGCUGAAAAACAGAGGAACAAUGCAAUAGCGCUCCGAUCUCUGAUUGAUGGCAUUUUGUCGGAGACGGCCGGUGACAUGUGCAAGCAAUGCGACACAGUGAACUAUGCCUUGAAAAAUCGCAUACAGGAGACAAAGGAUGCUAAAAAUAAGCUGGAAGAGCAUCUGGCUAAGGUAAUGGAUGAGAUCAGCUCACAGGAGAAAAACAUAGACAUCCUAAAGAAAGCCAUAGCAGACAAAGAGGGUCCCAUGAAAGUGGCACAAACACGUCUGGAUACAAGAACCUUACGUCCCAAUGUGGAGCUGUGCCGAGACCCUGUGCAGUACAGGCUCAUCAAUGAAGUUCAAGAGAUAACAACCAACAUAGAACGACUCCGUGAAACUUUGAGUCAGGCAGAGACUGAACUGAAAGCUUUGAACCGUAACCAGCUUUCCCUAGAAGAAGAGAUCCAAGUAAAAGAAAAUUCCCUCUACAUUGAUGAAGUGAUAUGUAUGCAGAUGAGAGAAGCCAUUUCUAUAAAUGCAUUCUAGUACAGUCUUAUAAUUAUGGAGUGUUUUCCAGACUCCACAUUAUGUUAGAUAUUGACAUAAACCAUUAAAGAGCAAUCCGUGCAAA
Molecule: messenger RNA, 1556 nt
Organism: Xenopus laevis (African clawed frog)
Lineage: Eukaryota; Metazoa; Chordata; Amphibia; Anura; Pipidae
Gene: tekt1.L
Product: tektin 1 L homeolog
Exons: 7
Coding region: 407-1471 (354 amino acids)
Biological process (GO): cilium movement involved in cell motility; cilium assembly
Cellular component (GO): microtubule cytoskeleton; nucleus; axoneme
Source: RefSeq, a predicted model, not a curated record